AUGCCUUUAGGAACAAUCGUGAGAUUGCUUGAGAAUCACGGUAGGUCACGAGAAAAGGUCACCAUAGGUUGUCUCAACAACCUUUACAAAAGCGUCCUAGACAUGAACAUCGAUCAUUUCCGAUCUGAAGCUUGCAAGAAGAUGCUGAUUUACCCGAAGAACGCCAAGGAAGAUCAAUGCAGAAGGCUGAAGAUCAACAUUGACGACAAAGAAGCAACCAAGUGCUUUAUGUGUCCAAAGUCUUUGGAGAAAAAGUCAUGCCGAGAGUUUUUCAGCAAUUUCAAUACUUCACGAUGUAGCUGUGGAAACUUGAUGGACAAAGAGAUUCCAUCAUCACCUGAAUUUGAAAAGAUGCUUGGAGAUAGUUAUGAGUAUGAUGGAGUCUUUGUCCAUGGUGAUGGAAAUAUGGCAUUUAUCGUGAGUGAUGAUAUGAAAAUUGAUAACUUUUCUUGGGAUCUUUUCCGAAAAAAUGUCAAGGAUUUAGGCUGCGUUAAUCUUUUAGAUGAGAUAGGAGAAGGUGAAGCAGAGAUUGACUUCCGAGAGGCAAUGACUUUGCUUCGAUCCAUAUUCACAUCAGAAACUCCAUUGACAACAACAUUCUUCCCUUUCCAAAGCUCAUCUUAUCCUUCAAAGAGAGCAUUUAAGCCAUCCACAACUCAAUAUGAUCAGGUUUUAGGUCAAGUAUUGUCUUUGAAAGUGUAUUUGAGUAAGCAUGACAAAGGGAAAGUUGUUUAUGUUGAGUGUGGAGAAGGCUUUAUUGAUCUUCUUUGCACUUUUCUUGUUCUUCCUCUUGAGUAUGUAUGCGAGAUCUUCUCUGCUAGUGAUGAUGACGGUCUUGGAUGUAUUGGUAACUUGUUCAGAAGCUUCAAAGGUUUAAGCUGCAGUGAAAUAGCCAUUCCUUGGUAUUAUAGUUGCAGAAAGAAUCUUCUUGGCAUCACAGUCCAAGAUCCGCCGCCUAGCUUUUACCAUGAAGACAUUCACAAACAUGUCACUGCAAUGGAUCCAAAAACCGAGAUGAGUGGCAAGACAAGAAGCAGUGGUGGGUUUGUGAAGAGUAACAAAAAAUUUCUCGUGUCUGAUGAUCUUAGAAUCACACCUUUGAGUGCUGAUCUUACAAUGAGGGAGCUAAAAGAUCUGAAGAUUAGUUUUGAUGAUGUCACUAUUGAACAGAUAACUAUUGGUAAAGCAGAGGCUAUCAAUUUAUUGAAAUCUUCCUUUGUGACAUCCUCUGCAUUAACCAAUGGUCUCUCAGAUUUGUUUUCAAAGAAGCUUGAAGGAUAA
Messenger RNA from Microthlaspi erraticum, 1281 nucleotides. NCBI's taxonomy places the organism in Eukaryota, Viridiplantae, Streptophyta, Magnoliopsida, Brassicales, Brassicaceae. The record is from the annotation of a GenBank genome assembly.